AUGUACUAUCCUGUUGGCGUUAAGAAAGGGAUAGAUGUCAUAUUUGACCAAUGUGAUUUCUCAAUUAUAAAGUUUCGCCAUGUCAGGGGUGAUAGAAGAAGGCUCAAAGAGAUACUAGAGAAUUUGCUAAGUAAUGCUAUAAAGUUUACGACAGAAGGCCAUGUUGUUGUUCGCUGUAUAGCAAGGAAAACAAGUAAAGAGAAUGCUAUAAUUGCUUCUAACCGCAGAAGCACAUUAAAUUGUCUCUCAAGGUUGUGUUACAAGAACAGUGGAAGCCUACAUUCGCUUGAUGACAUCCAUACAGUUCAUGAAAAUCCUAAUUGUAUGGAAUUCGUGUUCGAGGUGGAUGACACGGGCUGUGGGAUUCCAAAGGAGAGGCGAAAAUCUGUGUUUGAAAACUAUGUUCAGAUUACAGUCGCUGCUGCUGGACAACAAGGAUGGGGUCUAGGACUCGGCAUCGUUCAGUCUUUGGUACGUUUAAUGGGGGGAGAAAUCAGAAUCGUUGACAAAGAAAAUGGAGAAAAAGGAACCUGCUUUAGGUUCAGUGUCUUUUUGACAGUAUGCAAUCCGGUGUCCACUGUCAUGGAUGAAGAUGGAAACCAUAUGCAAAAUGGAGUUUCUUCAAGUGAUCUUCUGCAUUAUUUUGAAUUACAUAUUCGCUAUCCCAAUACAAGAUUGGAGGGAUCCCAUGUCGUGCUCUUACUUGCAAGUAAAGAGCGCAGAAAGAUUUCCAAGAGAGCAAUUGAGAAUAUUGGCAUAAAAGUAACAGUUGCAGAGACAGAUAAAGAUCUAAGACGUAUUCUAUAUAAGAUAAAGGAAAAGAUGGACCAUUUCCAGCUUAAUCUGCAUGAGAAAUCCGAAUCUAGUCCGCCUGACUACCUGUCCGCGUCCAGCAAUUCUAAUUCAGGAUUGAAUGAAGGGCAUUCAGGUGCUACAGAUGGACAUGAAGCUCAUCUCCCCCAAAGAAAAAGCUUCAACUCCAAAGCUGUCCAAAAUUUUAUACUGAUCGUGAUUGAUGCGGCUAUUGGACCUUCCUUGGAAGCAAGUGCAGCUUUGUCCAGCUUUAAGAGGGAAACACGAAAUUUGCAGUGUAAGGUUGUUUACUGGGACAAUUCAAUUAUUCCUAGAAGGAAUUCAAGAGACGUGAAAGAGCAAAGGCCACUAAUUCCUUGUGACUACAUAUUAAAGAAACCCUUGCAUGGAUCAGGUUUAUAUGGCGUGCUACGACUUCUUCCUGUAUUUCAUGGUGCAUUUCCACCUGAGUCGUUGAUCGUUAAAGCUGAAGCAGUUCAAGAAAAUGAGGGCUCCUCUGAGACUACUGUACCUCCAAAUAGAUUGGUUAAAUUCUCCAGCAAUACUGAGCUUCAAAACGGCAAAAUUUCAACAGACGAAAAACAAGAACUCCAGGAGAUUGUAAUACAUGAUCCAGCUGCUGACCAAAGCUCUCCAAACCCACUCAAGGGAAAAUCUGUAUUGGUAGUAGAUGAUCUCGAGGUAUUACGUAGAGUAGCCAGCACGAGGAUUUCCAAACUCGGUGCUCGAGUGGAAGUCUGUGAGAAUGGGAAGGAGGCUUUCGACAAAGUCUGCAAGGUCCUGAAUGAUGAGAAGGAAAUUAAUCAGGAAACUCUCCCAUAUGAUUUCAUAAUAAUGGAUUGUGAGAUGCCAGUAAUGGAUGGAUAUGAAGCAACAAGACUUAUAAGGAAGGAAGAGAAAAUUCACGGCAUCCAUAUUCCCAUAUUUGCACUAACAGCCCAUGCUAUGCCUGAAGAACACAGAAAGAUUGUUGACGCUGGAAUGGAUUUUCAUCUGUGCAAGCCAUUCGAUGCAGACAAACUAAUGGAUGCCAUUAGAGAUAUUGAGCGCAAAUUCAAACAUUGACUGUUGAAUGGUUUAUUUAUUUAUUUGUUUGGAUUGUAUUUUUUUGGACUUUUUGUAG
Molecule: messenger RNA, 1936 nt
Organism: Coffea eugenioides
Lineage: Eukaryota; Viridiplantae; Streptophyta; Magnoliopsida; Gentianales; Rubiaceae
Product: histidine kinase CKI1
Exons: 3
Coding region: 1-1878 (625 amino acids)
Biological process (GO): phosphorylation; phosphorelay signal transduction system
Cellular component (GO): nucleus
Molecular function (GO): transferase activity, transferring phosphorus-containing groups
Source: RefSeq, a predicted model, not a curated record